This is a messenger RNA of Coregonus sp. 'balchen', 587 nucleotides long. The record is from the annotation of a GenBank genome assembly. NCBI's taxonomy places the organism in Eukaryota, Metazoa, Chordata, Actinopteri, Salmoniformes, Salmonidae.
AUGUCGGACAGUGAUACGAUCUUCAGUGAGAUGCUGCAGGCGGUGGAGCGCUGGCACGCUGAGGUGAGACAGCUGACUAAGGCCAACAUGCAGGUGGCCAUGUCACAGGCUGAGGGAUACGUGGAGCGGCUGGAGCAGGAGAUCCUGGAGCUGCAGCGCAAAGACGUCGAGCUGCGCCAGAUCCUGGACACAGAGGACAACAUCCACUUCCUACAGGUACUGGACUAGAGGGAGGAGGGACACUGGGCUGUAGGAACAAGGAUCAGUACUGACAAUAGGCCGGUAGAAAAGAUGAUGAAUCUAGCAUUGGCAUUAAAAGGAAAAGUAUGACUAUUAAAUUAAAAUAUGUUAUUCUCCUUGUGUCCAUUUAACUUCAAAAUUACUCACUGAAACAGUAUUUCAUAUCUUACUUCGGCACUAUGUAGAAUUUCCCCACGCUGUGUGUUCCUCCUGAGCCCAUGGUGCCCAAAGUCCUGAUCAACCCCCAGUUCUCCUUCGGAGAGGUCACUAAGACUGCCACCGACAUGAAGGAACAUCUAGAUGACAUUUGUAAGAAGGAGCUGAGCAAAAUCUCCAAGCUAGGUUAG